Guyanagaster necrorhizus is the source of this 2006-nucleotide messenger RNA. RefSeq lists its product as uncharacterized. The record is from RefSeq and is a predicted model, not a curated record. Lineage: Eukaryota; Fungi; Basidiomycota; Agaricomycetes; Agaricales; Physalacriaceae. The transcript has 6 exons. The coding region runs from base 115 to 1782 and encodes 555 amino acids.
GGAUCAUCCGGUCCGGACCUUUUUCCAACGUGACCACGUGCGCGUUGAAGCUUAACAAUUACCUCCCAUUUAGCAUUUUACGAUCGACUCUUAGCUUACAAGAGUCAAAAAAAAAUGGCUUCAAACCCACUCAAAAGAAAGGCAUCUUCCAGUCCUGAUGAUUUCCCUCGAACACGGACUGAUAUUUCUGACACCAACGGAGAUAUCGGAGAACCGAUGGAAAUGGAUGCAGAAGCAGAUACUCUUCCUCCUCGAGGCGGAGAAAUUUCUUUGAAGCCAAGCGGAGGGCCGAGUGCAGGGAAAUCUCAUUCUCCAAUGGGGGAUACUGCCGCAUCUCAACUUGCACUAGACCAGGAAACAGCGCCACAGAACGGCGUAGUUAGGCACUCUCAAUCUCCUCGAAUCGAUAUUGAGCUGCGCUCACCUUCAAGCGACGCGUCAGGCCAUCCAAGCUCCACCGAGGCCUCUAAGACCGGAGGUGUUGACAUGCCCUGGGAACGCAAAAUAUCGAUCUUGCUCGUAAUGGGGCCCAAACCCGAAAAAGGACCGCAUAACUCGUGGCACGCCCACGAAAACCGUCUGGGAGUCGAGUGGGAGGACAUGCGCUGCUCGCCUCAACAAUCUGCCGACCUUUUGAAGGAUGAGAACUGUCGUGGUUUCAUAUAUCCGCUCAGGCUGGCCCCCGGGUCAGCCCCGCUUUUGGCGACGGGCCAGAAAUGGGGGCAAUGGUAUGCGCAUUACAUGACACUCCUGAUUACUCGCUUCCCGGAUACUCCUUUCAUCUCCGUGACGAGGUGUAGUAUCGAAUGCUUUGUCGAAAAGGUCUCCUCGCCAUCCGAGCUUGUAAAGCUUAACCAGUAUACAUGCAUCAUUGCUCGUCUCACGGACCCUUCAAGCGACGAUCUGUCCUUAAUCCCAUCCCUCGCUUCUCCUGACCGUCUGGGAACAUUUGUCUCAGGAAUGCGCGAACUCUGCAAAAAGACCACUGUCUUGCCCGAUAUUGACGAGAUGGAGUACGCCGCCCAAAAAUUGCGCGUCAUCGAGAGCCUCGACUCCAUCGCCGAAUCCGUGACCUCGACGCCACGUCCCAAGACUUCCGUCGUAGGUAGUAAAGCCCCGGGCCAGAUAUACAAACGCGAAGGCUCGCACUGCGAACGGCAUGUGUUGCUACCAAAGCAGAUACAGUCGUCGAAUUACCGUUCGGCGAUGAGGGAGAGCCAGCACCCGACGUACCGCUGGCUCCAGCAGGAUUUCGUUCCAUACAACAUCGAGUGGCGGGUGUUCCUUGUCGGUGGAGAGGUCGUGAAAGUGAGGGUGUCGAAGAGGAAGGAACUUGAUAACAGUUGGGUUGCGGAGACACAGUACAGUCGGUGUCCGCUGUUCGAGCUCGAGGGACGACUAAGAGCUCAGCCAGAGGACGAGGAUGAGUUCCCAGAUUUGACGGCUCACGACGAGGAGUCCCGCAUCCGUUCUGAUCAAGAGCUUAUCGACUUCGCGGAGCGUACCUUGGCGGAGCUCGUCCAGCGCGAGACAGAGAUCCUAGGACAUGUACCCUCUAUUGCAUUGUUUUGUCGUCUUGAUAUUUCGGUGAUGCGAUCAUCGAGGUCUAGGCAUUUGCAGUACUGGGUUAUGAGUGUUGCCAGGGGCGCCAAUGUCCCUAUCCACGGUAUCGACGAUAAUUUUGAUACUCUGGGAGUCAUCGCCGACGAGUUGGUUGAUAUCCUUAGGAAGAAACCUGGGCCUUGUAAGUUCGUUUUCAUUGCCGAUAUCCAGACAAAAUGACUCAAUCCCUUUGUUAGCCUGUCCGUCAUUUCCUUAUUGCCCACGGAGAGAAGUACCGCCUCCGGUGGUGCCAGACGUACCCGUGGACCGAACCGUUAAGCACAUUCUCGUCGUACCCGGCCCUCCCAACCCGUUCUCGCCAAAUGCGAAGGUGUGGGGAAACACUCAUACCAUCAUCAACUCGAACUCUCUCUGGGUGAAGGUCAAUUUGCCGCGAACGGACG